Messenger RNA from Cherax quadricarinatus, 926 nucleotides. The record is from RefSeq and is a predicted model, not a curated record. Lineage: Eukaryota; Metazoa; Arthropoda; Malacostraca; Decapoda; Parastacidae.
AUGUAAAAUCUGUAGGUAACCCGAGCAGCCAGCUAGAAUUUGAAACUUUAAGUGGCGUGUUAGUGGUAAGGAAGGAAGGAAGCAAUAUUGUUAUGGAUUUUCCCAGCAACCCUCCGGUGUCACUAACUCCAGAGCAGGAGAAGCAGCUGGCACCCCUGGUGCAGGUGGCUAGUGGAGGCCUCAGACUCCAUACUGUCCUCAUCUCUCACACACUCAAGUACCUCCUUGUGUGCCUUCAUCACUCUUAUUCCAGGAGGGAAUUGGAAGCCAUUGAACCAAAUUUCAAUGAUAUGAAGACAGCUCACGACGGGUCUCUGGCACAUUGUGUGAUGGUGUGUGUCGCAGGGGAUGCCAACCACCAGCAUCAUGCCUACUCCAGAUUCUUUGCCCCAUUGUAUGGAAUCAACGAGGACCCCGUCACAGGUUCCGCCCACACUGUGCUGGCACCAUACUGGGCUGGUCAACUGGGAAGGAAGGAGCUCAACUUUUGGCAAUGUUCUGAACGUGGCGGUGAAGUGAAGGUGAAAAUAUUGGAUAAUGAACGAGUACAUGUACAAGGUAUACAGGCCUAGUUGACGUCAAUGACAUACUACUACAUAGAAAGCCGCUUGUUAUGCAGAGCAUUUCGGGCAAAUUAGGUCAAUUUUGUCCCAGGAUGCAACCCACACCAAUGUACUAUUACCCAAGUACCAAUUAUGCUGAUGAGUGAACAUGGUCAACAGGUGUAAGGAAACACGCCCAAUAUUUCCAUCCCUGUCGGGAAUCAAACCCGGACUCUGCGUGUGAAGCGAGAGCUUUCCCUACGAGGCCACGGGCCACCCUAAUGUUUGAUAUGUUUCUAAACGUCUAAUGUAUGCCUACUAGGGUUAUAACAUUUUUACAACGUAAUAUUCCUGUACCUUAAUCAGAUGAACUUUUGUCUUAAA